This is a messenger RNA of Komagataella phaffii GS115, 261 nucleotides long. Its product is annotated as Beta subunit of the Sec61p ER translocation complex (Sec61p-Sss1p-Sbh1p). NCBI's taxonomy places the organism in Eukaryota, Fungi, Ascomycota, Pichiomycetes, Pichiales, Pichiaceae. Gene Ontology annotation, biological process: intracellular protein transport. The record is from RefSeq and is a predicted model, not a curated record. Bases 1 to 261 code for a protein of 86 amino acids. Gene Ontology annotation, cellular component: Sec61 translocon complex. The transcript is spliced from 2 exons.
AUGUCUACAGCAAUUCCAGGAGGACAGAGAACGUUAGCUAAAAGAAGAGCAGCAAACUUGGAUAAGAAACAGGAUGAACCAACCUCCGCCAGAUCUGCCGGUGCUGGAGGUUCUUCGUCUACCAUGCUAAAGUUGUACACAGACGAGGCCCAAGGUUUGAAAGUUGAUCCUUUAAUUGUUCUUGUUCUUGCUGUUGGUUUCAUUUUCAGUGUCAUUGGUUUGCACGUUGUUGCUAAGCUGACAGGAAAGUUGAUCAACUAA